Molecule: messenger RNA, 329 nt
Organism: Drosophila rhopaloa
Lineage: Eukaryota; Metazoa; Arthropoda; Insecta; Diptera; Drosophilidae
Exons: 2
Coding region: 1-285 (94 amino acids)
Source: RefSeq, a predicted model, not a curated record
AUGCGGCAUCUGGUGCUUUUGGCCGUAAUCUACGUGGCUCUAGUUUUGGCCAAACCGGCAACGGAGGCGCCUCGUCUUCUGAUCGACUCGGCGCCCUCGGUGGUCUCCUAUCAGGGAUCCUCCCAAGCGCAGACCCGCUUCGUCAUCGCACCAAUGGGUCGAUCUUUGGGUUAUGUGGAACCCACGAACCUUAAUCGAACUUUCCACACGAAGUCAACCCAAGAGGGAGGAGCCACGGGCUACGAGCAGCUGAAUCUGAGUCCAGUUUAUGUGCCCAACAGUUAGACAAUGAAGUGGUUUAGUUUAGGCUAGUUAAAUGUGUGAAUAAA